Alternaria metachromatica is the source of this 1827-nucleotide messenger RNA. RefSeq lists its product as uncharacterized. Gene Ontology annotation, biological process: response to hydrogen peroxide; hydrogen peroxide catabolic process. Gene Ontology annotation, cellular component: cytoplasm; mitochondrion; peroxisome. NCBI's taxonomy places the organism in Eukaryota, Fungi, Ascomycota, Dothideomycetes, Pleosporales, Pleosporaceae. The record is from RefSeq and is a predicted model, not a curated record. Gene Ontology annotation, molecular function: heme binding; catalase activity. Bases 1 to 1827 code for a protein of 608 amino acids. The transcript has 5 exons.
AUGGAGAUUCCCACAUCUUUACCAGGCAAAUUGACCGCAGCCAUGUCGACCGGUGCAAACGCUUCCCAAAAUGACCCCAUGCAACACCCCCUCGAGGCCAUCUCUCAGGGUAUCCAAAGCGCUACUGGAGAGAAACGUGCGCCAAGGCAGAGCCACAUGGGCUCAGCUAACGAGGGUCCUGCGGAUAUCGCUGCGAAGAUAACGGGUGCAGUUCAAGGCGGAAAGCGUGAGGAUGAUGGCCCUUACUUUACCUCCAACGAAGGUAUCCCGUGGAUUGACCCCGCACACAGCAAGACUAUCGGUGGAAUCCCCGUGGCCAGCGAUGUCUUCCUCUUCCAGAAGCAGCAGACGUUCAACCGUUCCAAGAACCUUGAGCGUAUGGUGCACCCUUGCGGUUCCGGCGCGUUUGGAUAUUUUGAGUGCACCAAGAAGGUUGACGCUCUUACGAAAGCCAACUUCCUCUCCAGUGUAGGCGAAAAGACUCCCAUCUUCAUCCGCUUCUCGACGGUUACGGUCGGUCGCGAAUACCCCGAUGAAGCCCGCAACCCCCGUGGCUUCGCCAUCAAGUUCUACACCAUGGAGGGCAACUACGACAUCGUUGGCCUCAACUUCCCUAUCUUCUUCUGCCGCGACCCUAUUCAAGGCCCAGACGUGAUCCGUUCGCAAGCUCGUAACCCAAGGAACUUCCUUCCUGAUUACGAUGCCAUUUUCGAUCUGUUGGCAAACACACCCGAGAGCAACCAUGCCGGUCUCAUGUUCUUCAGUGACCACGGCACUCCCGUUGGCUGGCGCUUCAACCACGGCUACGGUUGCCACACAUUCAAGUGGGUCAACGCUGAGGGCAAGUUCGUAUACAUCAAGUACCACUUCAUUGCCAAGCACGGCCAGAAGCAGUUCACCCAGCAAGAAGCGACACAGAUGUGCGGUGAAGACCCAGACUACUCCAAGCGCGAUCUGUGGGAGACCAUUGAGAAGGGUGAGGAGAUCGAAUGGACCGCCAUGGUGCAAGUCAUGGAGCCUGAGGAUGCGGAUCCCGAGAAGCUUGGCUUCGAUCCCUUCGAUGUCACCAAGGUCUGGCCGCGCAAGCAGUUCCCCAUGCAGGAAUUUGGCCGUCUUGUGCUGAACAAGAACCCUGAGAACUACCACCGCGACGUUGAGCAAGCUGCCUUCUCACCCGGCAGCAUGGUCCCCGGUAUCGAGGACUCGCCCGAUCCAUUGCUCCAAUUCCGCAUGUUCUUCUACCGCGACGCCCAGUACCACCGCAUUGGCGUAAAUCUUCACCAGAUCCCCGUCAACUGCCCCUUCAUGUCAAAGUCCUUCGCGCCUCUCCAGUUCGAUGGUCAGAUGCGUGUCGAUGCCAACCACGCAGGAAACAAGCAAUACAACCCCAACAGCUUCGCGCACAAGUUCCGUCCUGAUGUUGCUGAGGCGCCGUACCAGGUCUCAGACAAUGUUAUGAGCCGCAAGAGCCACUACUGGCAUGAGGCGAAGAAGAACGAGUACGACCAAGCCAAGGAGCUGUGGAGCAGGGUUAUGUCGCCCGAGAGGAGGCAACACACCAUCACCAACACCUUCAACAUGCUCAAGUUUGUCAAGUAUGCUGACAUUCAGAAGAAGUACCUCGCACAAGUGUACAACAUUGGUCCGGACUAUGCCCAAGGCAUCUACGACCUCCUUGCGAGCUCUGAAUCGAAGCCGGAAUUCCCCUUCUCAGAAGUCGAGAAGCUGUCUGAGUCGGCACAUGUCUGGUUCAAGGAGGAGAAGUUCAGGCCUUCAAAUGGUACGAGGCUGACUGGAUAUGCCCCAAGUGGGCCAGUCUACAACUGA